Messenger RNA from Phanerochaete carnosa HHB-10118-sp, 447 nucleotides. RefSeq lists its product as uncharacterized. The transcript has a single exon. Lineage: Eukaryota; Fungi; Basidiomycota; Agaricomycetes; Polyporales; Phanerochaetaceae. The record is from RefSeq and is a predicted model, not a curated record. The annotation marks the transcript as partial.
AUGCAACACGCGUUCGAGGAGCUCCUUCGGAAGACUCUCACCGCCGCCCCCGCAGACCAAACACCGACACUGAUCGUCAUCGACGGGAUAGACGAGUGCAAGGACAGGAGGCUGGUUCCCGAGCUGCUUCGGUCCUUGUUCAGUCUUGUCCGGGAGUUACCGUGGCUGUACGUCUUUGCCGCGUCACGGCCGGAGCCUCACAUCCUGUCGGUGCUUUCAAACCCCAGCUCAGCCGAUGUUGUACACCAUAUACGACUGGAGGACACGGCUAACAGUCACGAUGAUGUUGGACGUUACCUCGAGGAGACUUUACCGAAGAUACCGUCAUACGGCGAUUACCUCGAGAAGCACCCGGACGCCCUUGAACGCCUCAUCUCGCGUGCGGCCGGCGUAUUCAUCUUCGCUCGCAUCACCGUGAACUUCUUAGACGAGCAUCAUAGUCAUCCG